Molecule: messenger RNA, 2553 nt
Organism: Zeugodacus cucurbitae (melon fly)
Lineage: Eukaryota; Metazoa; Arthropoda; Insecta; Diptera; Tephritidae
Gene: Fsn
Product: F-box/SPRY domain-containing protein 1
Exons: 4
Coding region: 412-1176 (254 amino acids)
Biological process (GO): synapse assembly involved in innervation; proteasome-mediated ubiquitin-dependent protein catabolic process
Cellular component (GO): SCF ubiquitin ligase complex; synapse
Molecular function (GO): protein binding
Source: RefSeq, a predicted model, not a curated record
AACGAAUUAUGUUGGAAGAGAAACGUCAAAAAAGCGUUGUAACUUCGGUUUUGUUAAAGAUUUGUAAAAAUUAAUUGCUAUGCAAUAAAUUAAGUGAAGUGCUAUAAUAUUAUUAUAAAUAAUAAUUUACAAAAGUGUGUAAAGUACCGAAAAUGCAUAAACUACAUAAAACAAAUAAAAGAAGAUAAGUGCGUUUGAAAGUGUGUAGGAUGACAAACUAGGUGCUGCAAUUCUAAUUACUGCUAACACAUUACUUCGAGAUACUUUAACUAUUAAUAACAAAUAUAGGCAAGCAGUGUAUAACCACCUUUUUAUUUUCCUCAUUAUUUGAUACCAACUUUAAACCGCUGCGGUCUAAAAAGAGAUUUAUUUCAAAACUAAUCUACAUACCGUCAUACUUCAAACCACAAAAUGGUUGAUCCAAUACUGGCGACUAAUUACAAUGUUUUAGAGGUAAUAUUCUCUUAUUUGGAUUUACGUGAUUUGCGAAAUUGUGCAUUGGUUUGCUGGAAUUGGUAUCACUUUCUGAACGAUGAAAGCUCAGAAGUAUGGCGUAUGCAUUGCCUACGGAAAUUACCACAAGAGGCUAUCAAAUCAGAUUUGUUAUCUUCAGUUACUACGUAUAAGAAAAGAUUACGCGCUUAUUACCAUGCCUGGAACCCCAAUGAUUGCUCACGUAAUGUUUAUAUAAAACCAAAUGGUUUUACCUUGCAUCGCAAUCCUGUGGCGCAGAGCACAGACGCAGCACGUGGUAAAAUUGGUUUUCGGCAAGGACGUCAUUCAUGGGAGGUCAUAUGGGAGGGACCACUUGGCACGGUCGCCGUAAUUGGUAUAUCCACAAAAGAGGCAGCUCUACAGUGUCACGGUUACGUGGCUUUAUUGGGUUCAGACGAUCAGAGCUGGGGUUGGAAUUUGGUGGAAAAUACGUUGCUGCAUAAUGGUGAUGCGCAAGGCAAUUAUCCCUUGUUAAAUAAUCCACCAAAAUAUCAGGUCGGCGAACGGAUACGCGUCAUACUUGAUUGCGAUGAUAAUACGUUAUCUUUCGAAAAGAACAGUGAAUUUCUAGGUGUAGCAUUUAAGGGUUUGCCAGAUAAGAAGCUGUAUCCAACAGUGUCCGCGGUAUAUGGCAACACGGAGGUAUCGAUGGUGUAUUUAGGACCGCCGUUAGAUGGUUGAAAUUUUCAUUUCCUUUUUUUCUACAGACAGUAUGGUAAAAUAAUUAGAAAAGCAUAAAUACUAUAUGUAAAGGAUACACGUUUUCAUCCAAAAAAGAGGCAAUGAUUUUAAUAGCAUAACUUUUAUACUUAAUUUUUCUAACUAAGCAAACAAAUGAAGUACAGUAAAGUUUUCUUACGCACUCAAAUUCUAUAGAUUCAGUUUAGCUUCCAAUUUUUGAGCAAAUAACUUUCUUAAUUAAACAAUUAAUAGUUUUUAAUCGCAAGUGUUUUAGUUUAUUGACAAAAAAUAGAUUCAAAGUUUACACUUAUAGCAACGUCUCUUCAAAAACUCCAGACAGUGAAGUGUGGGAAAAGUAUAAAGUGUUUAGUUACUUGUGCUUGCUUAAGCUAAAGUGGGCAUCAAUUUAAAAGUUUGUUAGCAAGCAAACAAGAAAAUUGUGUUAACCCGUGUGCAAUAUUUGUAACGUGAGAUUCAGUAGGUUAUUAUACACAUAUUUUGAUGCAUAGAAAAUGUGCUUUAAUUUUAAUGAGUCACAAUUUGUGUAAUUCGAAGAAAAAUACACACACGUAACACUUGAAAAAUACGCUUUAUAAGCUAUGUGGCACAGAAUCACCUUUAAUACAUUUCUUCACUGUUGGUCAAUUUCAUAAGUUGCACAGCUAGUCCAUCUUCUCUCGUUUAGUUAUUAGUUGAACAAUUGUAAAUAUAACUUUAAUUUAUUUUAAGUUUACUUUAAGAUUGUAUGCCUAUUUUACAAAUAUUGUAAGUAGUGAAUCAAAUCGGUCAUUUAUAUUAUUUUACUCUCAAAGAUAACGGAUAAGUUAAGCGAAAAUGUAUAUGUAAAUAUAAGAAAAUAUAAAAUCACAUUAAAAAUUCAAAUGAACGUGGUUUUAUUAAUUAAAAUAUUACUUAUAUUUAACAUGUUUGCGAAAAUGCACAUUUAUCCACUAGUGUUUGCUGGCAUAUCAUCAUCAUCAUCAAAUAAAUCAUCGAAAUCGUUGUAGAAGUCGGCAUGCACCUGCUUCUCAUUAGUUGGCAAAUCGAUGAGUAGACCGGAUGAGCUACCCGACUGCAAUGAGAAGGCAUGGAUGUGUAUAAAAAUUGAUAUAUGGAUAUUACUAGUAUAUUAAAUAAGGCUGUGGAAAUUGUUUACUUGACCAUGCCUCAUCUGCAACAAUACACUUACCUCUUCCAUAUCUGUGCUGAACAUUUCAUCGGCAGCCGGUGUUGGCUUCAUCUCGCGCAAUACAGGAUCCGUUUUACUGGUAAAUAUUUAACUUGUGCCUUACAAAAUGUUUUUGUAAACUUAACUUUUUGCAAAUAAAACGAUUUCCGCACAAAUAUCAAACAAUGAAUUUAUUGGCGAUAAGAAAA